Messenger RNA from Xenopus laevis (African clawed frog), 1412 nucleotides. It is a transcript of the gene churc1.S, whose product is annotated as churchill domain containing 1 S homeolog. Lineage: Eukaryota; Metazoa; Chordata; Amphibia; Anura; Pipidae. Gene Ontology annotation, molecular function: zinc ion binding. Gene Ontology annotation, biological process: fibroblast growth factor receptor signaling pathway; positive regulation of DNA-templated transcription. The record is from RefSeq and is marked provisional.
UGCGCCCCUAAAGCACGAUUCUGCUUUUCCCUCCCGAGAGCGGGGAUUUGUUUGACUGUUCCCCGGUAUCCGUAGUUAGGAGCGCGACAUGUGCGGAGGCUGCGUCCAGCAGGAGUACCCGGACCGGGGGAGCACAUGCUUGGAGACAGGUUCAUACUUGUUAAACUAUGUGAGCUGCGUUCAGUGCAAUAAGAGAGACUUUGUUCUCAUAGUGAAUAAAACAGCAGCAGAAGAGGAUGGGGAAGAGAUUAUCACUUAUGACCAUAUGUGCAAAAACUGUCACCAUGUGAUUGCAAAACAUGAAUAUACCUUUAGUGUGGUUGAUGACUACCAGGAAUAUACCAUGCUGUGCAUGCUGUGCGGAAGAGCUGAGGACUCUGUCAGUGUUCUACCCGAUGACCCACGACAGAUGGCUCCACUUUUCUAAAGUGACCAUAUUGCUCGCCCACACACCUUUAUUCUGUUUAAUACUAUUCCUGCAAUUGUUUCACAUAAAACCCUGACUACUCAAACCAUUUAAAGGGAUACUGUCAUGGGGAAAAAAAUGUUUACAAAAUGAAUCAGUUAAUAGUGCUGCUCCAGCAGAAUUUUGCACUGAAAUCCAUUUCUCAAAAGAGCAAACAGAUUUUUUUUAAAUUCAAUUUUGAAAUCUGACAUGGGGCUAGACAUAUUGUCAAUUUCCCAGCUGCCCCCAGUCAUGUGACUUGUGCUCUGAUAAACUUCAAUCACUCUUUACUGCUGUACUGCAAGUUGGAGUGAUAUCACCCCUCCCUUUUCCCCCCCCAGCAGCCAAACAAAAGAACAAUGGGAAGGUAACCAGAUAGCAGCUCCCUAACACAAGAUAACAGCUGCCUGGUAGAUCUAAGAACAACACUCAAUAGUAAAAACCCAUGUCUCACUGAGACACAUUCAGUUACAUUGAGAAGGAAAAACAGCAGCCUGCCAGAAAGCAUUUCUCUCCUAAAGUGCAGGCACAACUCACAUGACUUGGGGAGCUGGGAAAUUGACAAUAUGUCUAGCCUGUCAGAUUUCAAAACUGAAUAUAAAAAAAUCUGUUUGCUCUUUUGAGAAAUGGAUUUCAGUGCAGAAUUCUGCUGGAGCAGCACUAUUAACUGAUUCAUUUUGAAAAUAACAUGUUUUCCGAUGACAGGAUCCCUUUAAGUAUUAAACCUCUGUAUAGCGUUAUAACAGAAAUAUGAGCUUUUAUGGCCUUUUGUUUCAUAAUGCAUAACAUUAUAGUGUUCUAGAAAAAAAACAUUUAUCAGAUAUUUGUUUUUUGAUAUUGCUCAAAAUCUACAUACAAAAUGAACAUUGCAAAAUUCAAACACAAUGAUAUUACAUACACCAUUGCUCAGUCUUUUUUUUUUCUAUUUCAAGCUGCAAUGACCAUAAACAUGUAUUUAUUUAUUUGG